This is a messenger RNA of Trichoderma breve, 1215 nucleotides long. Its product is annotated as fungal specific transcription factor domain-containing protein. Lineage: Eukaryota; Fungi; Ascomycota; Sordariomycetes; Hypocreales; Hypocreaceae. The transcript is spliced from 4 exons. The coding region runs from base 1 to 1215 and encodes 404 amino acids. The record is from RefSeq and is a predicted model, not a curated record.
AUGUAUGAAGAAGCACGUGCCAUACUACAGGGCUACGAGUACUUCAAUUCUUGCAUAUAUACAGAUUUGAUCCCCCUCCAUGAACUUGGGUAUAAUCCUUACGUAUAUCCACUUUCCGAGAAACAUCUCCAAGCCGCAGUUUGGUGUCCCGAUUAUCUAAAAUAUGGUAUGCUUUGCAUGAUUGUGAGUCACAGGAUCAAUCAGAUAGGGAGUGCCAUUCCACCCCGAGCAAUGGUGGAGAAGUUUUACCUCUACUGGGGCCUUGCUGUCCGAUCUCUCAAUGAAUAUCUCGACAUGGAAGACAGGCGUUCAGGUGAUUCGGUUAUUGCCGGGAUAUUGACGCUGUUACUUGCUGAUAUCCAACAGGGGUCAUCACUCAAUUGGAGAUGCCAUUUAGACGCAAUUUACAGACUAAUCAUGUUGCGUGGCGGAUUUCACGUAGUGGCCGCAUCAAAAAGCAUGGAGCCACUGCUCCUUUGCUUCUGGUCUGUUGCAGUGAUGGGAAACACAACAUGUCCUGCAUCAGACCUCUUCAUGACCACUUUCCAGCUUGAGACUCUCAAAUUUUUGCCACAGCAAUACAUCACUACUGUAUCUCCAAUUCAGCUGUGCCCAGUGGCGCUUUUCAUUGAGAUUAUCAAGAUCAAUCAUCUUCGCAUGCGGGUUACAAGACCUGAUGCUGCUGGCACCAAGGCCUUUUUGAAGGAGAGUUUCGAAAUAUUGGAGCGCAUCAAUUGUUUCUCGCCUCAUCGAUUGGCUCAAUCUAAACGCUCAAAUCAAGAUGUUUGGGCAUUAGUCGGUCUUGUGUACCAGGCUGCUGUGGCAUUAUACUGCAUCCUAUCACUUCAAAGCCUCUCAGCCCUUCCUGAGACCCUAGCACUACGAGUGCAAUGUGCCACGCAUGGAAGACUUAUGCAAACGCUUUUGGUAGAAGCACUUGCGUCUAAAACCCUGAAAAGGUUCAUGAUUUGGCCGCUCGUUGUACUUGGGGUGGAAGCUGUUCACGGCGACACGCCUAUGCGCGCCUUUGUUGCUAAAGAACUGUCAGAACUUAGCCUGAGUGUUGGAAGCUAUGUGCCGCUCACAGCAAAACGAGUUCUCGGAGAGUUUUGGGUUUCUGGAAAAACUCGCUGGGAUGCCUGCUUUGAUAGACCGUAUGUCUUUACCGGGCAAAUUGCGGUGGACACGAGCGGCUUAAUGCCGUUAUACAAGUAA